Cornus florida is the source of this 867-nucleotide messenger RNA. RefSeq lists its product as uncharacterized. NCBI's taxonomy places the organism in Eukaryota, Viridiplantae, Streptophyta, Magnoliopsida, Cornales, Cornaceae. Bases 1 to 867 code for a protein of 288 amino acids. The transcript has 2 exons. Gene Ontology annotation, molecular function: protein binding. The record is from RefSeq and is a predicted model, not a curated record.
AUGGUUUUUGAUAUGAAUUCGUUGGUGGAGUCCGACUGGGCAUGGCUUCCUAAGAACUUACUGGAUGUGAUUAUGGACAGGUUAGAUUCACAAUCGGACUAUGUUCGCUUUGGUGCAGUCUGCAAACCAUGGCGAUUUGUGGCAAUGGAGAACAAAGUUAAAUAUGUUAAAAAUAAAUACCACAUACAAGUUCCAUUGUUGAUGGUCCCUACAAAAGAUAAUAGCGAAGAAAGGCGCAGUCUAUACAAUAUCACCCACAACAAAAUAUAUGAUUUUCAAUUACGGGUACCUUACAAAAAGAGGUGUUGUGGUUCUUCGUAUGGCCAAAUUUUUGCCGUUGAUUAUUGGGGUGGAGUCAUAAGGAUUGAUGUGAAUAGCAGGGACAGGGCACGUAAAGCUCCCAAAGUUAAAAUAAUUGCACUAAGGACCCAAGUGUUUGCAGAACAUACAUAUCUCGUGGAAUCAUCUAGUGGAGACUUGCUUUUUGUGCAACGGUUUAUGAAAGAAAUAGGAGAUGAUUUACAACAUGAAACUUUGGGCUUCAAGGUUUUCAAGCUGCUUGAACUGCCACACAAGAAGGGUUAUGCUAAGCAGAUUCAAGUGAAGAACUUGGGCGGAGACACAAUGUUUUUGGGAGAUAGCCAUUCUACUUGUAUUUCAGCUUCAAAGUUCCCUAGAUGCCAGCCAAAUUCCAUAUAUUACACCGAUGAUUAUUAUAUGUUUUUAGCUUACCCACCGUAUGGGCGCCGUGAUAUUGGUAUCUUCAACGUAGAGAAUGGAAGCUUUGGCACACAUUACAUUCUUGAUCCUUCACAGAGGGUCACGCCGCCUACAAUUUGGAUCGUCCCAACUGUGCUCGGAAAUUGA